Messenger RNA from Desarmillaria tabescens, 1788 nucleotides. RefSeq lists its product as uncharacterized. The record is from RefSeq and is a predicted model, not a curated record. Lineage: Eukaryota; Fungi; Basidiomycota; Agaricomycetes; Agaricales; Physalacriaceae. Bases 1 to 1788 code for a protein of 595 amino acids. The transcript has 2 exons.
AUGGCUUCACAGCAACGUGAUGUUGAUUUGGAACCACAUACUCCGUCUUUGCGACUGCUCAGGCAAUUAAAGAUCCAUCUCCUGACGCAUCACCUGAGGAACCUUGGCUUCAACCAGAGGUUGAACAUCUCCCUUCCUGAGGUCACCAUCUCCGCUUUCACUGAGACUGGCCAAGAGGGAUCGUCGGUCAUCGUUCCGUUGCAGCGGGCGUACACCGGUACAGAGCCUGUGAUAUCAUCCUGCCUUGCUGACACUCCCUGCGCUACCCUCGGUGUUCAGGCCCUCUUGGAUCAACUCAAUACGACACUCAGAACGUCACGCACCGUGGAUACAACAUCCCUCUCCUCCCUUCUUGAAGACUGCAUUGCAAACAACUAUGACUUUGGCAUGGCAUAUGGCCGCCUCCGCCGGGUAUGGUACACUCGUAACUGGAGCACCAUACGAAACACAUUACGCAAAUGGGAAGAGGGGGACCGGGAGAAGCGACGAAAAGCACUUGUUGGUAACCAGGUCGUCGAACCACUGUUGGAACCUCGACGUAUCUGGGAUCUGUACAGUAAUCGGGUGGUGCCAUGGUGGAGCACGGGCAUCUCCUUUGAUCAUUCUAGAUCUGACAUUGAGUCGAAGCACCAGCCUCGGCCAAUAUCGCAUGCUUGGAUGGAUGAGAAGGAUCGUGUCAAUGUGUCGACACCUAUCAACGGAUACGAAUGGCCUGUUCCCAUCCCGAAAGACACCAGCCUCAACCUUGUCCGCAUUGAGAUGCUCAAUCUUGGACUGGAGUAUGUGUGGUUGGACGUUCUUUGUUUGAGACAGGUGGGUGGACCAGGGGAGAAUAUGCGUACGGAAGAAUGGAUGUUGGAUGUGCCUACCAUCGGAGCAGUGUAUCUAUUGGCCGAUGUCGUGUGGUACUUGAGUGGGCUGGGUCGGCCUUUGAGUUUGAAGGACGGCGAUUUGGACAGUGAUCGGUCUUGGUUCAGACGUGCAUGGACACUGCAGGAGGUUAGCGGAAAGAUGGUGAUCGCUGGGGACACAUGGGAUGGACCACUGCAUGCCAAGGAACAGGACGGGAAGUAUGAGACUCCGUUACUGACCAGGUUUCACGAGCAACUGCAGUCUGAGUCUAACUCUCACGACAUUUCAAAUGGUGUGUUUGCGGUGUUGGAGAACAUGCGGAAGCGGGUGUCGACCAACCCAGUGGACAAAGUCGCGGGACUGGCCUUUCGUCUGCUCUCCAAUGUGAUACCAGCAUACUAUGAGAGCCAGUCUCUCGAGGAGGCAUGGACAGCGCUCGUGAAUUCGAUGGAUGCACAAUGUCGGGCAGAUUUGUUCUCCUUCUAUCCUGAACCGGGCAAUGCAGGCGCAAAAUGGAGACCAUCGUGGCACCAGCUUAUGACGAAGCCCCUGCCCACCGAUGCUUUCGCCGGUAUCUUCUUUGAUCGGGAUGAGGAGACGGGUGUAGACUGGUGUGAGGUGGAAUGUAUUAAGGGGUUGGUGCGGGGGUUGGCUGUUGUGGAAGGGGAUAAUCGACAUGGACAGUUGAUUGUUAAAGGCAAGGAUGGGAUGAAACAUCGAUUCAAGAUCAUGGCCACCCACACGUAUCCGAUACCUGCAGAAACGUACACACUGAUUUGCGUGGAUGAAUCGGACUUCCGAAGUUGGGUGGUAGGGCGGAGACUGCCAAAGCAAAGAUUUGAGAAAGUGUCGGUGUUGCAAAUUCUCGAUAGAGAUGAAUCGACGCAGCUAAAGGAUUUGCAUAUUACUGAAGAAUGUCUGAUUAUUCCUGUUUGA